CUUCCCACGUCUGCGGGUCUGGGCUUGCGCGACUUCUUUUCCUUCCAGCCCGGAGCGACGAGCGGAUCAUGGGGGCUCUGGGUGCCCGGCGCGGCCUGGAGUGGCUGCUGGGCUUCUACUUCCUCUCGCACAUCCCCAUCACUCUGUUCAUGGACCUGCAGAUGCUGCUGCCGCACGAGCUCUACCCGGCGGAGCUGAAAAACCUGAUGAAAUGGUAUGUUAAGGAGUUCAAAGACCCAUUCGUACAAGACACUCCAUCAUGGCUAAAGUCCUUCUUAUUGUGUGAGCUUUUGUUCCAGCUGCCUUUCUUUCCCAUUGCAACAUAUGCCUUCUUCAAAGGAGGCUGCAAAUGGAUUCGUACCCCUGCGAUCAUCUAUGCAGUUCAUACUAUGACAACACUAAUUCCAGUCCUCACCACGCUUCUACUUGGGGAUUUCUCCAAAGCCAGUGGUUUCAAAGGACAAGGACCAAAGACUUUUCAUGAACGAAUAACCCUUUUAUCUGUCUAUACCCCCUACUUUAUUAUCCCUCUCAUGCUUCUGAUUUUCAUGUUGCGGAGUCCCCAGUACAAGUAUGAGGAAAAAAGGAAGAAAAAAUGAAAAAGUACCACUGGCCCAGAGGAGAGAUGCUUACAGGGCAGUUUCUUAUUGAGCCGGUACUAGGAAAACUGCUCAGACCCUAUGUCUUCAGUAGCAUUUGGAAUACACCAGCAGCAAUACACCAAGAGCAAGAACUAACAGGAAAAAAGUCAGACCCCUCACUUCCCAGAAUACCGGCACAAACAGACCAGUCACCUGAAGGGCAGAGAGAGGGGUACAGCUGGGGCUGUAAGGUGGUUAUACCUCUCUGUAUGCCCAAGUUCCACUGCAGAAUUACUUCAAAGCAGAUCAGGCCAGAAACUGGAUGAACAUCUGUGAUAUACAGUCUAGAUGGGCUAGGGAUAUGACUUACUGGUAGAGCACCCCCGCACACACACACACAAAACCCAACCAAAUUUGGCAUAUUCAUGAAUCAUUUAAGUCUACCUUCUCUCCAAAUGUUGUUUUCUCUAUUUUCAAGGACUACCUUACAGAAGUCCCUUUAUGCUAACGUGUUAUCAAACCCUGUGGAACACAACUUCCUCCAAAUUACUGUCUUUCCUCACUCAGUUUAAUCAUCCUAGUUUGUUCUUAGCCAAAGUGGGGAAAACAGCAGGACAUGAUAUAUCCAGCAUGUGCAGUUGGGCCACUUCACAUUACUACGUCACUAUUCUUGGUACUUGCUCUAAAUGGACACUCAAGGCCAACUCUUAAAUCUUGGGCAAAUAUCUGGGAAAACGUCGAGGCCAGUCCCAGUCAGUUCCUCCUUAUUGCCUGUCUUGCUCAUAAGCUAUAUUGGCCAGCCUGUGGGGGUAUUGUCUGACUUUCUGUCUGCUCCAAAUAAAAGCAGCUGCUGACCAC
Molecule: messenger RNA, 1439 nt
Organism: Suncus etruscus (white-toothed pygmy shrew)
Lineage: Eukaryota; Metazoa; Chordata; Mammalia; Eulipotyphla; Soricidae
Gene: TMEM97
Product: transmembrane protein 97
Exons: 3
Coding region: 69-599 (176 amino acids)
Cellular component (GO): endoplasmic reticulum
Source: RefSeq, a predicted model, not a curated record